Molecule: messenger RNA, 455 nt
Organism: Phytophthora infestans T30-4
Lineage: Eukaryota; Oomycota; Peronosporomycetes; Peronosporales; Peronosporaceae
Exons: 4
Coding region: 1-360 (119 amino acids)
Source: RefSeq, a predicted model, not a curated record
AUGCGACUAGAGCCACAACGCCAUUGGGACGAAAGCAAGUAUUGCAUUGUUGAAGGCUGCAUUAGUCGAGCCAAGCACGCACGGCGGUGCUGGAAGCAUGGCGGUUCGAUUGAAUGCAAGGUGGUUGGUUGUCGAAAUCGCGCCAAGACCAAAGGGGUCUGCUGGUCCCAUGGCGGUGGAACCAUCUGUAGCGCGGAUCAAUGCACAACCGUUUCUGUCUCGAAUGGUGUGUGCUGGGCUCACGGUGGGGGAAAGCGCUGCGUCACGCCCGGUUGCGCUCGACCCGCCUACCAACGGACCAGGAACAUGUGCUCCAUGCACUUCAACGCAGGAUUAUCGAGCAAUGUUUCAGCCUCUUAGAUCGACGGAACAGGGCCACCUCUCCUUUUCCUUCUUUUUUUACCAGCCAGAUGUAGCAGGUGUGUCUUAAAAUGAAUACUUUCCGCCAGCUUCUA